Messenger RNA from Ambispora leptoticha, 1377 nucleotides. The record is from the annotation of a GenBank genome assembly. NCBI's taxonomy places the organism in Eukaryota, Fungi, Glomeromycota, Glomeromycetes, Archaeosporales, Ambisporaceae.
AUGGGUAAAGAAAAGACUCACGUUAACGUCGUUGUCAUUGGUCACGUCGAUUCUGGCAAGUCAACCACCACUGGACAUCUCAUUUACAAAUGCGGGGGUAUUGAUAAACGUACGAUAGAGAAAUUCGAAAAAGAAGCUGCUGAACUUGGUAAAGGUUCCUUUAAAUAUGCCUGGGUAUUGGACAAACUAAAAGCUGAACGUGAGCGCGGUAUCACUAUCGAUAUCGCCCUCUGGAAGUUCGAAACUCCCAAAUAUUAUGUCACUGUCAUUGAUGCCCCUGGACAUCGUGAUUUCAUCAAAAACAUGAUUACUGGUACAUCCCAGGCUGAUUGUGCUAUCCUAAUUAUUGCUGCCGGUACUGGUGAAUUUGAAGCCGGUAUUUCUAAAGAUGGACAAACUCGUGAACAUGCCCUUCUGGCCUAUACCCUUGGUGUAAAGCAACUUAUUGUUGCUGUAAACAAGAUGGAUACCACAAAAUGGUCUGAAGAACGAUUCAACGAAAUCGUCAAAGAAGUCUCAGGUUUCAUUAAACGUGUCGGCUAUAACCCCAAGACUGUUGCUUUCGUACCAAUAUCAGGAUGGCACGGUGAUAAUAUGUUGGAAGAAUCUCCAAAUAUGCCAUGGUUCAAAGGAUGGAACAAAGAAAUUAAAGGUGGUUCCGCUAAAGGCAAAACUUUAUUGGAAGCCAUUGAUUCUAUUGAACCUCCAUCACGGCCAACCGAUAAACCACUUCGUCUUCCACUUCAGGAUGUUUACAAAAUUGGUGGUAUCGGCACUGUCCCAGUCGGUCGUGUUGAAACUGGUACCAUCAAAGCUGGUAUGGUUGUAACUUUCGCUCCAGUUGGUCUAACAACUGAAGUCAAGUCAGUAGAAAUGCAUCACGAACAGUUAGUUGAAGGUGUUCCAGGUGACAAUGUAGGAUUCAAUGUUAAAAACGUAUCUGUCAAAGAAAUCCGUCGUGGUUUCGUAUGCUCCGAUUCCAAGAACGACCCUGCUAAAGAGGCUGCUUCCUUCCAAGCCCAAGUCAUUGUUCUAAAUCAUCCAGGGCAAAUUGGUGCUGGUUAUGCUCCAGUAUUGGAUUGCCACACCGCUCACAUUGCAUGCAAAUUCGCUGAAUUGGUUGAAAAGAUCGAUCGUCGUUCUGGUAAAUCUCUUGAAAACAAUCCCAAAUUUGUCAAAUCAGGGGACGCCGCCAUCGUUAAAAUGAUUCCGUCCAAACCGAUGUGCGUUGAGGCCUUCUCGGAUUAUCCUCCUCUUGGUCGUUUCGCUGUAAGAGAUAUGCGUCAAACCGUCGCUGUAGGAGUUAUUAAGGGUGUCGAAAAAGUUGACAAGUCAGGAAAGACCACUAAAGCCGCCGCUAAAGCUAGCAAGAAAUAA